UCCCGCCGCCGCUGCCGCUGCUGCCCCCGGCUCUGUGCCCGUCCCCGGCUCCGUCCCGCAGCGCCUGGGCUGCUCCGCGCCGCGCUGAGGCACCACGAUGGCUGUUCUCUCCAAGGAAUAUGGCUACGUCAUGCUGACUGGGGCYGCCAGCUUCGUCCUGGUCAUGCACCUCGCCAUAAAUGUGGGCAAGGCCCGCAAGAAGUACAAYGUGGAGUAUCCGGCCAUGUACAGCACACACCCUGAACACGGGCAGAUAUUCAACUGCAUCCAGCGCGCACACCAGAACACACUGGAAGUCUACCCUGCCUUCCUGUUCUUUUUAGGCACUGGUGGACUCUACCACCCGCGGGUUGCCACAGGGCUUGGCGUCGCCUGGAUCAUUGGGAGACUCCUCUAUGCCUAUGGCUACUACACAGGAGAUCCCAAAAACCGAAGGAGAGGGGCCCUUGGCUCYGUGGCACUCCUUGGGCUGGUGGGCACAGGCGUGUAUUCAGCCUGCCAGCACCUGGGCUGGGCCUGCCACCACCAGGGCUGCCUGAGAAGCUGAAGGCAGUUUUCUUCUGUUUUCUUUUAGAACACUUGGCUUCUUGUGUUUUUCCCCUUUUCUUAUUCAAUAAAAGGAAGAUGUCAAUUCUGUAUUUUCA
This is a messenger RNA of Malurus melanocephalus (red-backed fairy wren), 644 nucleotides long. RefSeq names its product microsomal glutathione S-transferase 3 (gene MGST3). The record is from RefSeq and is a predicted model, not a curated record. Gene Ontology annotation, molecular function: glutathione transferase activity; glutathione peroxidase activity. Gene Ontology annotation, cellular component: endoplasmic reticulum; nuclear envelope; membrane. The transcript has 6 exons. Lineage: Eukaryota; Metazoa; Chordata; Aves; Passeriformes; Maluridae. The coding region runs from base 98 to 547 and encodes 149 amino acids.